CUCCUCUCACUUCCUGUCGUUCAUCCAUUUGCCUGUCACAGUCUCUUCGCUCUCAUUCUGCUCCCGUCUACCCGCUCUCUCUUUCUCUUUGUAUCUGUACACUGCAGGGAAGGGAAGGACAGGGCCAUGAGGGCUCAGGCUAAUUCGUGCAGUGGAGUCCAACUAGUGCUCUUCCCGCUUCUACUUUUAGCGGCUCUACAGUUCCACGGAUGCACAUCACAAGGUUUACCAAUCGUAACUCCAAGUGAUACUACACAAGUCCUACAAUUUGGAGAUGAAAUAGAGCUCAAUUGCUCAUUUCCAUCAGCCGUUAACUAUACAUGGAGUGUUGAAGAAGAUCCUGAUUUUGAAGAAACCAGUCAAAAUUUGACUAUAUCUUACGAAGAUCCAUCUGACGCCAUGGAUGGUGGUACAUACUCCUGUACUGCAACUAUCCAAGAGAACCGAAAUGCCACCUCUGAGCCAAUAUUUAUCAUUUUUGUACCUAUUUUUACUCUUCAGCCCUCACCUGUGUCUGCUGAUAUUGGGGAUCCUAAUGUUACAUUAACCUGUAAUGCCACUGGAUUCCCUGCUCCUAAUAUAACAUGGGUCAGACUACCAUCGAAUGACCUAAACGAAUCAAUGAUACUAGAUCUGUAUAAUUCCGAUGAACUGUAUACUAUUGACGAUGACAGUAUGAUCAGUUUUUCCACUGAUAGUGACACCGAUAGCUCAUCAAUAUUGACCUUUGAUUUGAUUGAGAAUGAUGACUUUGGCUACUAUGCCUGUAUUGCAAUGCAGUCCAAUGAUAGUCUAAUGGGAGAAAUGGAGACUCUUGUUGCAUCUAAUAUCUCAACAGUCACUG
This is a messenger RNA of Amphimedon queenslandica, 844 nucleotides long. RefSeq names its product neural cell adhesion molecule 1-like. The transcript has 2 exons. The annotation marks the transcript as partial. Lineage: Eukaryota; Metazoa; Porifera; Demospongiae; Haplosclerida; Niphatidae. Gene Ontology annotation, molecular function: cell adhesion molecule binding. The record is from RefSeq and is a predicted model, not a curated record. Gene Ontology annotation, cellular component: cell-cell junction; plasma membrane. Gene Ontology annotation, biological process: cell-cell adhesion.